Molecule: messenger RNA, 1974 nt
Organism: Entrophospora sp. SA101
Lineage: Eukaryota; Fungi; Glomeromycota; Glomeromycetes; Entrophosporales; Entrophosporaceae
Source: the annotation of a GenBank genome assembly
AUGUCUGAUCGCCCAGCAUCACCAGCAUUAGAACCAUUUGAUAUCGCCACAGUAGCAGCCGGUGUGAAUGCAAAAGACCCUUUUGCUGGUCUUUCAAAAGAUUGUCAAGCUGCACUCAACAAAAUUAUCCAAUCAAACCUUAUGACUUGUUUACCAAUGGAUGCAAUAAUUAAAUUAAUGGGACAACCAGCUUUACUUGCCGAACUUCAAAAAGAUCCACUUCAUGCUCUUCCCAAACUUAAACCAACCUUUGAUGAUGCCUGCUCAGUAACGAAAUGCAAAGAUGCUGAUGUUCAAAAUGCUGCAGCAACAGUAUUAGGUGGAUGUGCAACUGACUUGGCUGCCAAAGUACCAAUUGCCGAGCUUAUAUUCGCAGGGCUUGUUAUUUACACACCAGCAAUAGAUAUUAUUUGCUUCAAAGAUCAUGCAGCCGAUUAUUGCCUCUUCGAAACAGAUGCCAUUCUCCUCUCAUUACCACCACCGCCACCAGGACUCGUAAUCCCAGGUUUAGAGAAAGCUCCUCCUCUUCUUGCAUCAGUUGCGAUUACAGCACCAAGUAAUGUAUGCACACCAUGUAACAAGGCUAUUAUCAACACUUUCUUUGAUUACUACAAAAAGACACCAAUAUUUGAGCAAGUAUUGGCAUCUAUUGGUUAUGAUGACAAGAAAAAUGGUUUUCUAAAAAUGUACGAAGAAAACAACAGUUCUCCUGUCACUUUGUUAACUCAAGCUUUUCAUUUACCGUCUCAAUUCAAUACUCUAACUACUUCCUCAUCAACCACAACCUCCAACACCGCCAACACAACUUCUGCGCCAACAAUCACAGCCAACAACACGUCAAUAUCUAUAUCACCACCAUCACCAUCAACUGAUACUAACAUUCCUACUUAUUACGAUCAAAACAAUUACGAAGAUCACAUUCUUCAUAAUCCUUGUUUUAACAUGACUACUACUCCAACUAUACAUGUGCCACCACCAGCAGCAACAUCAAAUACAACAUUUGAUGGUAAUGACUUAUUUAUCGGUGGUAAAGGAGUGGUAGUUAGAGGAAAUGACGAUGGUAUUGUUGAUUGGUCAAAUAAUAAUGACUUAUUUGCUCUGCCGCAAAAUUUUGUUGAUAAAGAUCCUGCUGCCAAUUGGUUAAUCUCUCAAACAACAAACAAUAGUAAUGACAAUGGUAAUACACGAUCAAACGCCUUACCAAUUCAGAUCCAACGAAAUCCAAAGCAUUCACAAGCUAGUCCUCCAAUGUCGUCCGAAGAAUAUCAACGUAAAUUGAAUGAAGAACUGGAAAAGGUUGAUUUUGAAGAUAUCACUGUCAGUGAGCUCAAAGAAAUGUUGAGGCAACGUGGUAAACCUGCAACUGGUAAAAAAGCUGUUCUUAUGCAAAGGCUUCAAGAAGAAAUUGAAUUGGAUCUUUUUCUACAACAACAACAACAACAGCCAUCAUCUGCUCCUGCUACCAUCACCGAAUUUGAUUAUGCUGCACAGCAGCAAUUACAUCAAUUACAUCAAUUACAAGAAAGACCACCAUCAUCAACACCUGCAAUAACUACAGAAUUCAUCGAAUCGUAUGAUUAUAUAAGUUCAAUGUCAAUGAAUCCUGCUGCUGGUGUUAAUACAAAUGAUACGAGCACAAUGGCAAUAAAUCCUCAAAUGCUAAGGAUCAAUUCAUCUUCAUCUUCACCAGGUGUUGAAAAUAUAAAACAAGAGCCAAUUUCUUGUGCUCCUCUAUCAACUAAAACUUCAAUGUCGAGUAUGCAUGGUGAUGACACAUAUCAAUAUCAAGAAAACGUACAUGACCAACAAGUAAUGAUCAUCAAAGCUGAAGAUAAUUUAAAUUUCCUAAAUUAUUCACCAGUAACAAAUCCUAUUCCACAUAAUGAUCAUUAUCAACAAUCAACUCAACAUGUACCAAUGCAAAUUGAACUUCAACAAGAUGGAUUGACAUUUGGUGGUGAUAAUAAUUGGUAA